Rangifer tarandus platyrhynchus (Svalbard reindeer) is the source of this 550-nucleotide messenger RNA. Lineage: Eukaryota; Metazoa; Chordata; Mammalia; Artiodactyla; Cervidae. The record is from the annotation of a GenBank genome assembly.
AUGAAAAGGCUAGUGGACACUGUUCUGGGGCUUUUGUUUGCCCAGGUUUGCUGUGUGCGAGGGAUGGAUGUGGAGCAGAGUCCCCCAGCCCUGAGUCUCCAGGAGGGAGCCAGCUCUACUCUGCGGUGUAAUUUCUCCACCUCCUCAAACAAUGUACACUGGUAUCUUCAGAACCCCGGGGGCCGCCUCAUCCGUCUGUUUUACAUUCCUUCAGGGACAAAGCAGGAAGGAAGAUUAAAUGCCACCACAGUCCCUGCAGAACGCCGUAGCUCACUGCACAUUUCCUCUUCACGGACCACAGACGUGGGCACUUACUUCUGUGCUGCGCAGCACGGUGCUCCCCAGGCACCUGCAGCCUCUACAGGAACCCUCCCGGGGCUCAGCCCCUCCUCCAGCCUCAGUCACACCGUGAGGCCCCACAGGGCAUUUGCAUGCUUCAUGUUACUCGCCUACAUCAGGACAGUUUUAACCACAGAUAAUUUUUGGCCCUACAGAUUAUGGACUUUGGUCUUUAUCUUUCCUUCUCAACAUAUAUGUCCUUCUGUACUAG